Clonostachys byssicola is the source of this 1032-nucleotide messenger RNA. NCBI's taxonomy places the organism in Eukaryota, Fungi, Ascomycota, Sordariomycetes, Hypocreales, Bionectriaceae. The record is from the annotation of a GenBank genome assembly.
AUGGCCGCGUCUUCUGGUUCUGAUAUCCUAUCCGCUAAUUAUCAGAAUGGCAAACAGACUUUUAUAAUCCCACUUACCUUUCAAGACGUGAACGAUGCAAAGCAUGUUCUUACUCGAAUUGGAUAUUCAGGGGAUAUCUGGGAAUUGAGAGUCGACUUGCUUGGGUCGGGGGUCAUUGAGGAAGAAAAUAUACCUGAUCCUCAAUAUGUGAAGAAGCAACUCGAAACGCUACAGUCACUAUCUCCUUUGCCUAUACUUUUCACGAUCAGAACCCGAUCACAAGGAGGGAAAUUCCCUGAUACUGCUGUUCAAGAGGCUUUAGAUUUGAUGAUCUUAGCCGUGGAUGCGGGCGUGGGCUAUAUUGAUGUCGAAAUCGAAUGGCCAGACUAUCUCAUCCAAGAGAUCACCAAAAGAAAAUCCGAGAGCAAAGUCGUAGCAUCUUAUCACAGCUGGACCGGUGAUGUCCGCUGGACAGGGGAAGUGCUCAGGGAGAAAUUUGUCGCUGCAAAUUCUUUCGGAGAUAUUAUAAAGCUCAGCAUUCUUUCUACGGUUAUCGAAGAUUGCUUCGAUCUGGGUCUCUUUGUUCGCGACUAUAAAGCGCAGCAUGAAAAACCACUCCUGGCUGUUGGCAUGGGUCUUAAUGGGCAGCUGUCGAGGAUAACUUCACCUAUUUCCUUAGUCACACAUCCUCUCAUUCCUUUUCCAUCUGCACCUAGUCAACUAAGCCUCGCAGAGGUCCAUAAGGCUCGAUAUCUGAUCGGACAACUUGAGAAAAGGGAUCUGUCCAUUCGAGGAACGGAUGAGCGUUCGGUCCGAAGAGUUGCACAGUGUCUACAAGCGGCAUUCGAUGAGCUAGGCUAUCCCCAUUUCUGUCAUGUGGAUGGUUCGGAUCGGUACAAGACAAUAACGGUAACUGAGACACUAGAAUCGGCUGAUUCGGUGUUGGAAUUCGUGGGCAAGCUGUUUACGAGUAUAACAGAACGCCCGGCGCCUCUCUCUGUCAUAGAACAAGUGGCAUCUACAGUAAAUUAA